Messenger RNA from Talpa occidentalis (Iberian mole), 1386 nucleotides. Its product is annotated as interferon lambda-1-like. Gene Ontology annotation, biological process: cell surface receptor signaling pathway via JAK-STAT; positive regulation of immune response; innate immune response. The transcript has a single exon. Bases 735 to 1310 code for a protein of 191 amino acids. The record is from RefSeq and is a predicted model, not a curated record. Gene Ontology annotation, molecular function: cytokine activity. NCBI's taxonomy places the organism in Eukaryota, Metazoa, Chordata, Mammalia, Eulipotyphla, Talpidae.
UGAGCGCUUGCCCUCCUCAAACCAUACCACUGGCAGCCGAAUAGUAGAUAGGCGUUUGCUUUGACUUUUUCAAAAUAGAAUCAUAGAUGUAUAGGAAGUGGAAAAAAAAAUCCAGUCAGGCCCCCAUGUAGCACUGCACCCAGUUUCCCCAGUGUGACAUCUGGCACCACUAGAGAGCGCUGCCACAACCAGGAAACUGCCGUCGGUACCAUCCAACAACCCUGCCCAGAUUCGUGUGUGUGUGUGUGUGUGUGUGUGUUCACACGUGCAUAUGCUUCUGUAACAAUUCUAUCACAUGUGCAGACUCACAUCCCACCACCAUGGGGAAGUUUCCCACCUACUUCUCCCACGAAAGUCCCUGCCCCACCAGGGAGAGUCCUCAAGCUGGUUUCCUAUCCCUCCACUGCCUCAGCCUCAGUCACCGGCUCCCCAAAGUCAGCUAGUGGCAGGUUUUCCCAGGGAGUCAUCACUGGAGGUUCUUCAGGCCGCGGGACUUCUCAGAUACAAGGCUCUCUCCUGCAGUUGAAUUUCAGUUUCCUUCUCUGCGAAGAUCCAGGUUCACCUGGUCCCGCCCACACCUGUCUACUCAGCUGGCUCUGACUGGCCCCACCCACUCAUGCCUUCUCAAAGUGGACAUUCCCAAUUGCCUUUUCUGUUUACGAACAUCAGUGGGGCUGCCCAGGGUGCCUGGCUAAAAAGAGCCAUGCAGCUGGGGAAGCAGCUGAGCUCCAACCAUGGCCAUGACGUGCAUCUGGCUGACCGUGGUGGUGGUGGUGGCUCUGGCCAGCGCAGGCCCUGUCCCCACUUCCAAGCCCAUCACAAACAGGAGGAACUGCCACAUGGGCAGAUUCCGAUCUCUGUCGCCGAGGGAGCUGGACGCCUUCAGGAAGGCCAAGGAUGCCCUGGAAGAAUCGCUCUCCAUGAAGAACUGGAGCUGCACCACUCGCCCCUUCCCCAGGACCAGGGACCUGAAGCACCUGCAGGUGUGGGAGCGCCCUGUCGCCUUGGAGGCUGAGCUAGACCUGACGCUGAAGGUCCUGGGGGCCCUGACCAACUCGUCCCUGGGGGCUGUCCUGGACCAGCCCCUUCGCACCUUGCGGCACAUCCACUCGGAGCUCCAGGCCUGCGUCCCAGCUCCACCCACAGCAGGCCCCAGGCCCCGGGGCCGCCUCCAGCACUGGCUGCACCGGCUCCAGAAGGCCUCGAAGGAGGAGUCCCAGAGCUGCCUGGAAGCCUCUGUCACGUUCAACCUCUUCCGCCUCCUCACACAGGACCUGAAAUGUGUUACCAGUGGAUACCAGCGAACGUGAGAAAACCGGCCCAGCCCAGCCCACCUGGGCCCUAGACUCUAUUUAUGCGCCAAGCCCCGUGUCUGCUUAAGUUAUU